Molecule: messenger RNA, 1565 nt
Organism: Rhizophagus irregularis DAOM 181602=DAOM 197198
Lineage: Eukaryota; Fungi; Glomeromycota; Glomeromycetes; Glomerales; Glomeraceae
Product: ATPase of 26S proteasome regulatory subunit 4
Biological process (GO): proteasome-mediated ubiquitin-dependent protein catabolic process
Cellular component (GO): proteasome regulatory particle, base subcomplex
Molecular function (GO): ATP binding; proteasome-activating activity; ATP hydrolysis activity
Source: RefSeq, a predicted model, not a curated record
UGCGAAUAAGUGAAUAAGCAAAAAUGGGAAACGCUCAGUCUGGUCUUCCCCCACUUGGUGGCCCUGGUGAUGAUAAAAAUAAAGACGAUAAGGAUAAAGAUAAGAAAAAGAAAUGGGAGCCGCCUCUUCCUACUCGUGUUGGAAAGAAGAAGAGAAGAGGACCCGACGCAACUUCUAAAUUGCCAGCGGUUUACCCUACAACAAGGUGCCGAUUGAAACUAUUAAAAAUGGAGCGUAUAAAAGAUUAUUUGUUGAUGGAAGAAGAAUUCGUUCAAAACCAGGAACAACUAAAGCCUCAAGAAGAGAAGGCACAAGAAGAAAGAAUUAGAGUGGAUGAUUUACGCGGAUCGCCCAUGGGUGUUGGUACCCUUGAAGAAAUUAUUGAUGAUGAUCACGCUAUCGUUUCAUCAUCUACAGGGCCAGAAUACUACGUUAGCAUUUUAUCCUUUGUGGACAAAGAUUUAUUAGAGCCCGGCUGUUCAAUUUUAUUACAUCAUAAGGCAAUGUCUGUCGUUGGUGUACUCCAAGAUGAUACGGAUCCAAUGGUCAGUGUCAUGAAACUUGAAAAGGCACCUACUGAGUCAUAUGCUGAUAUUGGUGGUUUGGAACAACAAAUUCAAGAAAUUAAAGAGUCUGUAGAAUUACCGCUGACACAUCCUGAAUUGUAUGAAGAAAUGGGUAUCAAACCCCCCAAAGGCGUAAUUUUAUAUGGUGUUCCGGGUACAGGCAAAACAUUAUUGGCCAAAGCUGUAGCCAAUCAAACAUCAGCCACGUUUUUACGUGUCGUCGGAUCCGAAUUAAUUCAAAAAUAUCUUGGGGAUGGACCAAAACUUGUUCGUGAAUUGUUCCGUGUUGCAGAAGAACACGCUCCUUCAAUUGUUUUUAUUGAUGAAAUUGAUGCAAUUGGAACAAAACGUUAUGACUCAAAUUCGGGUGGUGAGAGAGAAAUUCAACGGACUAUGUUGGAACUUUUAAAUCAAUUGGAUGGUUUUGAUUCCCGAGGGGAUGUUAAGGUUAUCAUGGCGACAAAUCGUAUUGAAUCACUGGAUCCAGCAUUAAUUCGUCCGGGGCGUAUCGAUCGUAAGAUUGAAUUUCCGUUACCGGAUGUAAAAACUAAACGUCGUAUCUUUAACAUUCAUACUGGCAGAAUGACUUUGGCAGGGGAUGUAGAUCUUGAAGAAUUUGUGAUGUCAAAGGAUGAUUUGAGUGGGGCUGAUAUAAAGGCUAUUUGUACCGAAGCAGGUUUAUUGGCUCUUCGAGAAAGACGAAUGAAAGUGAUCGCUGAAGAUUUUAGAAAAGCACGUGAAAAAGUUCUUUACCGUAAAACUGAAGGCACACCCGAAGGGCUUUACUUGUAGUUUAUUAUUAUCGAUUCUUUAAAAAUAGCUAUUUUGUAAUACAAAGAAAUAAAAUAUUUUUUUAGAUUAUUUAAAAAUUUAAUACAAAAUUAAUUAAAACAAAAAUUUAUACUCUGCUGUACAUGGUAAAUAUGCAUUAUCACGUGCAAUCGGCAUAUAUAUUUUAUAUGAUCUGCGUGCGAACUUUACAAUUAUCUUUUGUAAAUU